Daphnia magna is the source of this 10976-nucleotide messenger RNA. Its product is annotated as homeobox protein cut. The record is from RefSeq and is a predicted model, not a curated record. Gene Ontology annotation, molecular function: DNA binding; DNA-binding transcription factor activity, RNA polymerase II-specific. Lineage: Eukaryota; Metazoa; Arthropoda; Branchiopoda; Diplostraca; Daphniidae. Gene Ontology annotation, biological process: regulation of DNA-templated transcription.
AUGUUGUUAUCGUCAGAGCAGACGAUUGCAUAAAAUUUCAGUGCCAACAUGGCUUUAAAAUUGAGUGGUGUGCUGAAUCAAUGGAAGAAUUUCGACCUACCGACCGUACAGCGGGAGCUGGACGCCGAGGUGGCCGGAAUGGGUCAACGCCAGGACGAAAGUGAAGCGGCCCGCAAGCAACUCAUCGAGCUCAGUCGUGAAUUCAAAAGAACAGCCACUGAGGAGACCAAAGGUCAAGUGGCGCCGUUAUUGAAGAGCUUCCAAUCGGAGAUCGACAAGUUGGGUCAACGAAGCAAAGCUGCCGAAGUUGCGUUUCUCGGAUUGUACAAGAAAUUAACUGACGUCACCGAUCCGGUGCCUUUAUUGGAAAUGACGAAUGGGUUGCAGGCUAAAGCGGCCCGGAUGCAGGACGUCGAUCUGGAAGUGAAACAAUUGCGCGAGACGCUAGCCGAGUACAACGAGGAAUUCCGUCAAGUCCGCAACCAAGAGGUGACAAUCAAGCAGCUGAAGGAGAAGGUCCGCCAAGCUGAAGAAUCCCUGGAACUAAUAGUUCAGAGUCGAGUAGAGGAGCACGAGGACGUCCUAAGGAGCCAAUUCGAGGAGAGGGAACGUGAGUUGGUCGAGUUGAACCGACUGACUGCCCAUCGUUUGGCCCAAGCCGAAUCGAAAUUCGCCGCCCAGCAAGCCACUGUCACUGAACUGCAGUCGGAACUGUUCGACGCAAAAGCCGGAGCCGAAGUCAUUUCCCAUGCCAAGCUCGACGAAAUUGAAAUAUUAAUGCAGGAUCUGGAUCGAGCUAAUCAGCGUGCUGUUUUGGCCGAAAAGGAAUUGUCUGUCCUCAAAGAGCAAUUUGAGAGAGCUGAAGACAGCAGCAAGCGGCAGCGGCUUAGCAGCGAUCAGGCCAAUGAAGCUCCACCUCCACCCAACAUGGACACGCCCCUCGACGUGAUGGGCAGACCUUCAUUACUCGAACUAGCCGCCAAGGAAAAAGAGGUUCAGACAUUGAUCGAGGACGUACAGAAAUUGCAGUCGACGUUGAACCAGUUGCGCGAAUCAUCUGCUCGCCAAUUGUCGAAUUUCGAAGAAGAACUGCAGGUGCGCGGUCGGCACAUUCAGCGAUUGGAAGCUCAACUCGAAGCGCAAAAAGACUACCAGGAAAUCCGGCGCGAACUCAGUAUCUUGAAAUCGAUCGAGUUCCCGCACCUGUCGUCGACCGUCGACGACGAAGAGGAGGACGAGCGUCGCGAAGACACUGCCAAGAAAUCGGACAAAGUAUCCACUUCCGCAUCAGCUGGCGGUAACAAACCGUUAGAGGUCUUGCUGCUGGAACGCAAUAAAGCUCUCCAGUCGGAGAACACGGCGCUCAAAGUCGCCAACAGUGAGCUGCAAGGAGAAGAAGAAAAAACAGUGACACUUCCGUUGGAAGAAACAUCACCUCCAUCACCUCCGCCUUCGUCUUCCUCGUCGGCAUCGCCCGGUCCGGCCGCCUUGUCUUCCAGCGACGCCAUCGACGCCGGUACGGCCAACGACAACAACAACAAGAGCAAGACGACAGAUUGCCAAGGCGAUCAUUCUGCGAGCAACAACAACAACAACAACGACGACGACGAAGACGACGACGACAUGCCAUCGUCGACGCGACUCGGUUUGAACAGCCCGAUGGCGGCGGCGGCGGCAGCAGCUGCGGCGGCCGCGUCGGCAUCGGUCGGCGCUCACGUCGGUCCACCCCCUCCGUUUUCGCCUUUCGUCGGCGCAGUUUCCGCCUCCGGUCUGAUGGGUCCGCGACACUUGCCGCCCGUCUUCCACCCCGUUUUGGGCGGACUCGGAUCGCUCGGACAUUUCUUCAACGAAGACAUGCUGCUCCACUGGCGGCGAUCGCUCGAAGCUUCCAUGUUGAGCCAUCACCAUCAGCAGCAGCAGCAAUUACAGCAACAGCAACAGCAACAACAGCAACAGCAGCAAGAGCGACGCUUGACGUCGCCCGAUCGCGCCAGAGCCUCCAGUCCCGGCAGCGACAACGGUGUUGAGGAAAACAGCAGCAGCUUGUUUGGCCAGCGGACGCCGACGAGAACGACGACGGCGACGGCCGACGGGCCGUCCACUACGCCAACUAACGCACCCAGGUGUCCGUCUACGCCGAGCGGCCAGCAGGGGCAGCAAGUCAACACAUCGACGCCUAAUUCAUGCGGUAUUACCACUCUACCCGGCUGGCCUAGCUGGGAAGAUUCGCACCUUGCCCGGCUUCAACAGGAAUUCAUCAGCCGAGGUGGCGUUUAUCCAGGUUUCGGCGGGCCGGGCAGCGUCAACAGCCUGGCUGGCGGUGCCGGCCUAGGCAAUGGCAGCCUGGACGGUGGCGACGGACCGUCAGCGGCGGCGCUGGCCUCGCUGAUGUCCCUUCCCGAAGGUUUGACGUCGUUGUUGGCCAAGAGCAACCCGCUCGAGGCCCGUCUGCAGGAGAUGCUGCGCGCCACGAUGGAGCGCUACGCCAGCCAAGCGCUGGACACGUUGGCCAUUUCGCGCGGCGUCCGCGAGCUCCUCUCCAUGCACAACAUCGGCCAGCGUCUCUUCGCCAAGUUCGUGCUCGGCUUAUCGCAAGGCACCGUCUCCGAGCUGCUCUCCAAACCGAAGCCGUGGGACAAGCUGACGGAGAAGGGACGCGAUUCCUAUCGCAAAAUGCACGCCUGGGCAUGCGACGAGGCCGCCAUUUUGCUCCUCAAGUCCCUCAUUCCACGCAAAGGAAAAGAAACCGGGGGAUCGUCAGUAGCGACCAAGACGGAAGAGAGCGCCGUUACCGAGGAACGCAUCGCCCACAUCCUGCACGAAGCCAGCGCCGCUCUACGGGCGCAACAAGUCGACGAUUCGGGUAGCGACGAGAGCAAACCGCCCAGCCAAACACAGACGCCAUCACCCGGCCCGAAAGUGGAACCGAUCUGCCCAUCGGCUGGAGCCAAUGCCACACCAACGUCUAGUGCCACUACCACCACUACCACCCCCACCUCUUCGUCUAGCCAUCACCACCACCACCACCACAACAACAACAACAAUAGUAGCAGCAGUGCUAAUCUGUUGUUGCAACAACAACAACAACAGCAACGUCGCGGACGCAAACCAGAUCACGACGAUAUCUCGCAAGAGCAAGUGCUGCGCAUCUAUCACGACGAACUGGCCAAAAUGAUGUCGGCAGGCUCGUCGACCGCAUUCAAUCCAGCCGCUUUUAAUCCGGCCCACCUAUCCGGAUUAUCUGCCCUGGCAGCUGGAGGCGGUCCCAGAGCCAUGGCAUCCAAUCUCCGCGACUACAAUAGAUCGUACACUAGCGCACUCUUUGAGCGGACACCCGAAGAGAUCCGCAUGGCUCUCGAUGUUUACCAACAGGAGCUCAACCGGUUGAUGCAGCCGCCGACGUCAUCGAACGCCACCAAUGCGACGACGACGGCGACAGCCACAACGGCAGCCGCUGGCCAUUUGACAUCGACGCCCGUCGGCAGCGCCGGAAGCCAACAUCAAUCGACGACAAGCAUAAGCGGACACGUGAGCAAUGGUUUCCCUCAAGACCUGUCGCUACCCAAAAGCGCCACGGGGGCCGGAAGCGUGCGGAGCGACGAGGAAAGCUCGGAGCGGGACGUGGCCAAAAUGAGAUCAGCUGUCGGCUCGGCUGCCAACAACAAAUCGUUGCUGCUCACGCCGGGCGAGAAUGGCGAACGCAGUAGGAGCGUCGCUGGAGAGACGGCCAGCAGCAAUUUAGCGCACAGUUCGUCGAAAUCGACGGACAAUGCCAUGGGCCUCUACAUGCCUCAUUCGCUGCACAACAUUCUUCGGCCGUCUUCCAGCCUGUCGCCGGACGAAUCCAGUACGGCGACGACAGGAGCCGCCGGAAGUGGCGCUGCCGGUGCGGGUGUGACGGCUGCAAAUGGCGGCGUAGCUUCGCCGUUGCAGCGCAUCGCGUCCAUCACCAACUCGUUGAUGUCGCAGCCGGCCAAUCCUACGCUGCCGCAGGUGACGCAACGACCGAUGAAAGCCAUCUUGCCUCCCAUCACUCAGCAACAGUUUGACACCUACCAGAACCUCAACACGGAGGACAUCGUCAAAAAGGUGAAAGAACAGCUGAGCCAGUAUUCUAUUAGCCAGCGAUUGUUUGGCGAGUCGGUGCUGGGCCUCUCUCAGGGAUCCGUGUCGGACCUGCUGGCCAGGCCUAAACCGUGGCACAUGCUGACUCAGAAAGGGCGUGAACCGUUCAUCCGGAUGAAAAUCUUCUUGGAAGACGAGAACGCCGUCCACAAGUUGGUGGCGUCUCAGUACAAAAUCGCACCGGAGAAACUGAUGCGGACGGGCGGCUAUUCCGGAUCGUCACAAUCAGCUUUGAAGAACUCGGUGGCCAAGAUGAUGACACCCACAUCAAUGCCGGCCACGUCGCCGGCCAUGUCGGCCAGCGGCAAUUCGACUGGAGGUAUGGAUUUGUCGCCAAAUAGCCUCGCCCAUUCGGCCAUGGCUCUGCACGGCCUCAGAGGCCCCACCAGCGCCCUCGCAUCGCUGACACACGGAGCUGGAAUGGAUUUGAAUUCGUCCCUUUCCGGACGGACGAGUCCCAUCCCGACUGGGUUGACUUAUGGCGCCACGUUGGCGCAUUUCAUGUCUGCCCAGUCGAGCCUCAAUCAGCGCAACCUCGCGUCCCAUAUGGCGCAACAGCAUCAACAGCACCAGCAACAACAACAACAACUGCAUCCAUCUCCAGUUCUGGUCAAGAGCGAAAAGAAUUCCGGCUCUGCUAGCGUCAGCAAAUCGUUGUCCAGCACUCAGCUGGGCGGCCAUAAUAACAAUAGCACUAGUAACGGUAUGACGCCCAGUCCGAUGGACGACAAUUCGACCCCAUCAGCCGGCCACGGUUUAUCCGGAUCAGGAAUUCCGACCUUGGCGGCCUAUUCACUUCCGGCGCACAGCGUCUACGAGCUGGCGGCGUUGACCCAAGAGCUCGACACCCAGGGAAUGACGACCAAGAUCAAAGAAGUCCUCCUGGCCAAUAAUAUCGGACAAAAGAUCUUUGGCGAGGCUGUGCUGGGCUUGUCGCAAGGCUCCGUCUCUGAAUUGCUGUCCAAGCCGAAACCGUGGCACAUGUUGAGCAUCAAGGGCCGAGAGCCGUUCAUCCGCAUGCAGCUGUGGCUGAGCGACCCGCGCAAUAUCGAACACAUCCAGCGAUUGAAGACGGAACGACGGGAGGCCGGCAAGCGCCGACGCGAUCUGGGAUUCCCGAUGAGCGCUGCCGAUACGGCCGGACCCAAUUCCAACGCUUCGAGCAAUACCAAUUCGUUCAUGGGCGGCGAUAAUUCGAGCAACGAUGGCUCGAUGGGCGGAAGCCCGUCUCCUUACAGCGGCAAUGCGAACCACCACCAUCAAGCGACGGGCGCUGGCGCUUCGCUGUCGUCGUCGUCGCCGUCGCCGGCCAAGAAGCAGCGCAUACUCUUCUCUGACCAGCAGAAGGAAGCGCUCAAGUUGGCCUUCAGUUUGGACCCGUACCCGAGCACAUCGGUGAUGGAAUUUCUGGCCCAAGAGCUCAACCUGUCCACUCGGACCAUCACCAACUGGUUCCACAACCACCGCAUGCGCCUCAAGCAACAGCAGUCCAACUCUUUGGAUUGCCCCGCCAAGGAAGAGAUCUCGUCAUCCGCUUCGCCGGCCGCCAUGGUCAACGGUGGCCGUGAAAGUUCGGGCCAGUUUGAUCCCAUCCACUUCCGGCUGCUCUUCCAUCAGCGUCUGUUUGAAAUGCAAGUGGCUGCGGGCGAGGACGCUUCAGGACACGCCGCCGCCGCCGCCACAGGUGGUAGCGGUAGCGGUGGUCAUCACCCUGGCGCCGGCGCCGGUGGUAUGAAUUUACCCGCCUCAUUGGCCGGCCUGCCGCCCCAGUUGGCGGGCAAUUUGAACAUGAUGGCGUCGCUCGGUAUGCCCUACCCGUUCUACGCCACUGGCAUGUUGUCGCAAUUUUGUAUGGGACUGGGCAACCCGUCGCCGGACAUGGCGCCCGGCGCCGAGGGGCCUCGAUUUGACGUUGGCCAGGCAACGCGUUGCCGCCCUCGCUCAGAGCGAUUCGGAAGCUGAAGAAAGCGAUUGCGAGUCAGACACGUCCAGCCGGACGGGGCCGACGACAGCGCAGCACAGACGUGACGGACGACCCCCUGCCAAGAUGGCCAGUCCCUUAAUGACGGCCAUGGCUGCGGUGAAGACGGCGGCUGGCAAUCACCUGAGCAUGUCGUCUCAAGAGGAGCCGGCCGCGCAGGCGGCCAGAUCGUCUCGUCGCAGCCGCAAACCUGCCGCUCCUCAGUGGGUCAAUCCGCACUGGCAACAGAAUUCGGCCACCCGCGAACGCGACCGUUUAGAAUCGGAAGACGGCCGUGACAGUAGCGAAGAGCGUGACAAGAAGAAAGCCAAACUGUUGUCUUCUCGCUUUCAUCACAGUGUCGAUGCUAAUUUGAAUAAUUUCGUUGAGACGGACGCUAAAAUGGCCGGCGGUCAAAGUUCGGCCGAUGACGAUAAAUACGACAACGACGAGGACGAAGACGAUGAGGAAGACGAGUCGGCCAGCAACAAAUUCAACCAUCGGCACAUUACUAGCCCGUCUCGUCGGUCGUCACCUUCCCCAUCGCCCUCCUCCGAUGAGGACAAGAUGGACGACGAUCAGGAAGCCAAAGACGAUGAUAACAACGAACAUUCUUAACCCCAUCUCAAUGGCGAGACACUUUCGGUCUGCUGUGGUUAUAGUGUGCGUGUGUGUUUAGUGAAGCGAUGGCCACACAGCCAGUUGGAAGCUGAACUUGUACGUCUAGACGUUUCUGUGCUCCAUCGCCUUUCUCAUCACGCAAACUGCUGCACUCCCCCCUUUCCUCCACCUCCUCCUUCUUCAGUGUCUCCCGUUUAUCUAAUGUGGGAAAAAGAGAAAGAGAGAGAGAGAGAGAGGACAAAACGUCACAACACAGCCGAAAUGGGGUUGGAUUCUUUAAAGAAAAGAAGAAAAAAAAUCGUUUUUAAAUAAUUUAUAUUUAAAAGUUUUUUUAGUCAGAGCAAAUUCCGCUCUCAAAACAGAUAAGGAGACAAAAAUCGAUAUGCGCUGACCGAAUGCAUGCGUGUGUAUGCCUGUUUGUUGUUAUUAUAAAUAUGAUUAUUAUAUAAUUCAGUUGUUUGGUAGGCAUUUUUGCGGGAAGGAUUAAUUUUUUUUUUCUUUUUUACGUGUGUGAUAAUCGGCGAUUAAUUUUUAGCCGAACGCAGGUCUCGUCAAAGUGCCACUUGGUGGUCAGAACGGACAGACGGGAAUGGGUGGCGAAAGGGCUGCUGAAUAAUUAAAAAUAAAAAAGUAUCAAAUAAAAAAUGGGGACAAAGUUUAUUAGCCACCGAAUUUAUUCAAAGAAUGGAAACAGCAAAAAAAUAAAUAAAAAAUACGUACGCUGUUAUCUAUAGGAUGAGCAAUUUCCUUCCUCCUUUGUCUUUCUCCCCUUAACGUCUAUCCAAAAAGAAAAGUCCUCCCCAGAAAGAGUGGGGGAGGGGGGGAGGAUGCGUGACAUUUGCUUCGUGUUAACGUUCGUUACCAGUUCCUCUUCUUACGACGCCAGUCUUUUAUUUUUUUCGAUCCUGUUUUAUAUCUCUUUUUAUUUUUUCAUUUACUCGGUUGCUCCCGUUCCAUUCGUAUGUAGUUGACACCAACAUACACACACCCAUCCGGUGUAGGGGCGCAUCAAAAAAAGUUUUGUCGCCCGCCUAUUUUGCAUUGAUUGCGGCAAAAAAAAAAAAACUAACAAACAAAACAAGAGAAACAGAUACAAAAGUAAGAGCUCGCGUACGUGCGCGUGUGUUUAUGUUUCAUUCCUUCCUUCCCCCCUUUUUUUUUUCCCACCGGGAUUUCUUAUUAACCAAUUAAAUUAUUUGAGAAAAGAUAAGGGAAAAGUUAAAGAAAAUUUAAAUGCGGGGAAUAGAAGUUUCUUGUACUCGUCUACUCAUCCGACUCCAAAGAUGUCGUCUUCUUUUGUUUGUUUGUUUGCUCCCGAUUUUUUACUUGUUAGAUGUUGUGUGAAGGGGAUUAGUUUUCUUUUACGUCUUCCUCAAUUCGUAACGAGAAAUAAGACGAAAGAGCAGCUUUCCAUUUGGUUUUAUUUUUCCCGCUUCUUAAUCCGUUCUGACCUCCAAUUUUUGUUCUUCUUUUUUCUUUUUUUUUUUUACAUAAUUGAUGAAAUCGCAAAGGUCUCUAAAUCGUAACAAUGGCCCAGUGAAGUGCGUGUGUGUUUACAAUUUUCUUUUCUUAAUUACAUUGCGAUGGUUUGUUUUUUUCCUUUUCUAUCUAACCCAUUACAGUAGGAAAUGGGAUGGGAUGAGAAACGAAACUUAAAAAAAAAAAAUAAAUAAAAUUUAAAAAAACAAAAAAAAAAGGUUUAAGUAAAUAUAAAAACUUGUCCGGUAUUAAAUCUCUCGGUUCGUUUGUUGGUUUUUUUUUCAGUUUCGUGCCGAUAAAAGCUGUAAUUUUCUUGCUUCUCUUCUGCUAUUAUCGUCUGUUUAAUGGUUUCAUUACCGCACAGGUGAAAAUGAAUUUCGUUAUUCAUUUUGUUUACGUUCUCCAUUUUUAAAACGUAUGCAUGUUGGUCUAGCGCGCCAUAGGAAUUGUGUCCCUUUUUUUGCCAGAGAUGAAUCAUUUUAAAACUGUAGUAGUUAAGUUUGAAACAAACAAAUUUGCAUACCCAGACAGAAAGGUUGAAAAGAAAUUGCAUUUGUCGAUGUAAAUAGAUGAUUUUUUUUUUGUUUAAAUUGUCACAGCCCCCGAUAUAUAUUUAUACAUAUAUCCGGUCCCAUCCGAAAAAGAAAAAAAAAAAACUCUGCCCUUUCCCCCUUUUUAACCUCAAUUUUUGAAAAACGGGCUGGGAUGUCGAUGUUUAAGGGUGGGAGAGUAUUAAUUAUUUUCGGCUGUGUACGUUCGUUUUCUCUCUUCCCGCAAAACCCGCCCCUCGAAUAUUUCUCCCGUCUCAUUCUGCCCAUAUCCCCCCGAUGAUUGUAACUAUAUAUUUUUCUGACUUAUCACAAUUGAUGUAAUCGCCCUCGUAUGCAGAGCGUAUUUGGAGGAAAGGUUGUUGAUUUCUUUUUCUUUUCUUUUUUUUCUUUUCAAUGUUUUUUUUUUUUGUUUGUUUUUUGAGGGGAAAAAUAAGGAAAUCAGUUUUUAUUAUUUUUUGUUUUCGGCGUUUCGUCUUUCUCCCUGUGGGCCUCCUCGUCUAAUGUUCGUUCAAGUAUUCGUGCGUGAUGCCAGCCUCUGUGUGCGUGUGUGCGUUCUAUAAUAUAGAAACAAAAGAAAAUCGUCUUUUUUUUUUUUUUUUUUAGAUAUUCCUCGUGCAACAUAACUGUUGAAAGACUGGGAAAAAGCAACAGAGUGUUUUGCUCUUAUUUCUCGGCUGUGUACCGUCUUUUGUUUUAUUCCUCCCUCAGCCUAAACUUGAAAUCUGUUCAGUUGUGUCAUUUUUUUUUUUUUUUAAAGAAGAAACAGAUUUAGAGUAAGGCUAAAAAAGACAACCGACUGUUGUCUGUGUGUGCGUGUUCUCCUUUUGAUUCAUUCGCCCGCAAAUAAGUGGCGAAUUCGUGUGUCAUGCCAUGGCCAAUCCCCGUGAUGAGUUCAUCCAAUACUUCUACGGUCUCCCUCUUUUUCUGCAAACCCAUUCUUCUUGCUCGUUCCUUGCUCGCAACGCACGUUUGCCACUCGCUAAUCGAAUCCCGCACACAGGAAACACACAUGUAAAAUCCCUCCCGAUUCCCUAUUCUCUUCCCUGUCCCUCUCUCAAGAUUUUGCAUUGUGGUAGCGUAAAAAAAAACGUGUCCGACCUGCGAGUCUUUUGAUGAAACAGCGGGAAAAGAAGAAAAUAAUUUUUAUUUAUUUUUUUUUUUUAUGUUGGGUUUUCUGCUUAUUGCGUGAAUUUUUCUGCCCGGCAGGUCUCGAUUAUUAUUUUUUCUUUUCAAUGUUUCAUUCUUUCUUGCCCCUUGCAAAUUUGUUUUCUUCGAUUUCGUGUUUGUCGUUUUUCACGAUGACGCAAUGAAAAACAAACCAACCCAAAUCUUCCAAAUUCCACAUAACAAAGUAGAAAAGAAAAACAAAGGAAGAAAAAGAAAUUGUGUGUUUCAUUUAUUGUACAUAACUACAAUUCAUUUGAAUUGGGUAAAACAAAACAGACGGGCAUAAAAACAAAAGGCGCAAAACACUAGACGGGAUUUAAUUCUGUUUCUUAUUUUGAAACAACUGUUUUAACCUUUUGAUUUGAUUCCCCACGCCCCUUUCAAUCUUUUCCCCUCAGCACACGGACUGACUGCCCCUUGUGUUUCUGUCACAUAAUCGUUUCUGUCCUUUCGUCCAGAAAGCACAGAAUUUGAAUGGAAGAAAAUACAAACAAAACAAAAAACCGAAGAUGUGUUCUCGAAAACGAACCAUCCCAUCUGUAUAAUCUCGUUUUUCCAUGGCCUUAUAUAUAAAAUUUCUUUGACAAAACACAAAAAAGGAAAUCUUUUUUUCUUCUUUCUUUUGUUUUUUUUUUUUAUUCUCUCGUUCUUUUUCUUCUUAUUUCCAUCUUUUAACUUGCCCUUUCUUUCAUCUCUCUAUCUCUUGUCUGUUUCUCUCGACUCUCCACCUCCUCCAGUGUAUAUGUAUGUUUUGUCACCUUGUUUGUUCAAUCGUGUGUCGAUCCCCCCCUCCUCUCCUCGCCACUGGCCCUGUUGUCUUCUUUCCCGUUUUCCUCCGGGAAAGGAAAAGAAAGAAAGAAAAAAAAAGGGAAGGAAGUAACAGAAAAGACGAUUUCUGAUCUUUUGCUGUGUAUAUUUCCCGAUUUUUUUUUUUUUUUUUUAGGGGGCCAUCCCCACCCACGACCUCUCUCCAAUAUCUUGUUCGAUUUCUGAAACUUAUUGAUUGACAUUUUUUGAUCGCGUUUUUGAUUUUCCUUGGAUAUUUCAAUCAUUACACUUGUUCCAUACGCUGA